Molecule: messenger RNA, 1366 nt
Organism: Pelodiscus sinensis (Chinese soft-shelled turtle)
Lineage: Eukaryota; Metazoa; Chordata; Testudines; Trionychidae
Source: RefSeq, a predicted model, not a curated record
UUUGGAUGAAAAGGAAACUGCUCAGCGAUAACAGAGAGGAAGGAAACAAAAGACCUACUUCAGCUCUUGCAUGUGCCAAUUUUUUAUCAGCGGGAGGACAUUAAUUUCACUGGUGCUGCUCCUGAUUUACAUAGAUUUGUGCCUAUCGAGAGGAAAGCCAGGAACCGCCUCACUGUUGGCAUUAGUCCCUAGAACUUGCAUGGCUGCUAGAGCAACUCUCCUUACUUUCCAUUAAAACCUAUGCCGCCUGGUCAGGGGAGAGGGAAAAUAACCUGCAGAGCAUUCUAGCAAGAAACUGACACUACAGUCUGGAAGAGACAACAUGCUGGAUCAGAUUCACUUGCUGGCUGCUGUGAGCGUCCUGGGAGUCCUGGAGCAAGCUUACUUCUCCCUCCAAGUGAUCUAUGCCAGGCGAACGUAUGGGAUCUCUCCUCCAAAAAUCUCAGGGCCACCUGAGUUUGAGAGGGUCUUUCGAGCACAGGCAAACUGCUCUGAGUAUUUCCCCAUUUUCCUGGCUGUUCUGUGGCAGGCUGGCCUCUUCUUCCAUCAAGGUCUGACUGCUGCCCUGGGCCUGCUUUAUCUCUACUCCCGCUACCGCUAUUUUGUGGGAUAUAAGGCAUCCUCCUCAGGAAGGUUAGCCCCAAUGUAUUUCAGCGCUGGAGUUCUCUGGAUUCUUAUUGGACUAGCAGCAGUUGGGAUCUUGCAUUUCUUGCUCUUUCACUAUGUGGGGCUAAAUGUACUUUUAUUCAUUAGUUUGUGAAAGGAGAGUUUCCUUGGACUGCACGCUCCCGUCUUGGCCCCUCUGAACAUGUGGAUCCAAUGGAGGGAAGAUCCAAGUCCCCUACCACCCCAAUGUCUCAAUGUGUGCUAAAGGAAUGGGUGCACAUAGCACUGCCCUGUACUGGUAGAAUGUGAGUCAUGCUCAGUGUCUACAUUCUAAGCAAGGGAUUCUCAAACUUCGUUGCUCUGCAACUCCCUUCAGACAACAAAAAUGACUAUAUUAUUACAAACAUUACACAGGGGAUGAGAGACAUUGUUCCAUAUUCUUUUUGAAAAUAUGCUUAUGGCAUGAGUGACAUAACUAAGAAGUACUUUCUGCAAGGUAAUUCAUUUAAGCGGUCACUGGCGAGGUUAUGAUUUACUGAAUGUAAUUAUCUAAUUUGUAUCCUUGUAUCAUUCCUGUAGCUGAAGUUAGGAAUAUUGACCAGGUAUCUGUAUUUCAUAUAUGCUACUUUUGGGUGACAUGCCCUGCUAACACUUCAGGUAACAAUGAAAAUGCCAGACAGAGUUGAUGGCCCAUUAGCCAGGACAAUGGACUGUGAAAAGGCUUGGUUCCAUACUGCUGCUGACUCACUGGAUGCAGUGA